CGCCCGUCAGUGAGCUCAGGUUUAAGGCUAUGCCAUCAGGGCAGAUUAUGAAGCAGAUCUUGUCUCUGGUGUUCUCCUUCACUUGUCUAAAUGGCUGAACACAGACUCUCCAUGCUUCUUUUUCUGUGGCUCUUUGUGUGCAUCCAGCCUUCAUGGCUCUUUGAUCAAGUGCCUGCAAUCCUGGACAGGAGCUUGGAGGUCCCACCAUUUCAAAGUAUCAGAAUCAGACCAGAUGGAGUAGACAUUGAAAGUUCAAGUGCCUCACAUGAGGAGAGUUUUUCGCCUGCAGCUGAAAACCCACUCCGAAAAAUGUUGCAGCCCUAUGGAUGGCAUUUGCACACUCAGCCCAGAACUAAAAGGAAGUUACUUCAGUCUACUAGCUCGGGGCCAUACUCUCCUCUGAGUGUAGCCUAUAAUGGCAAGAUAUGCAUCCUGUUCAAGGCCAAGAGGCUGGCUAUUCGCUACAGGAACAACACUUUUCUGGACUUAACAGAAAGGGUUUUUGGGCCCAAUGCAUCUGUAGACACCAAAGGCUCAGUAUGCGCCAAAGAAAAAGCUACCCUUUCUCUUCGCUUGGGAGAUGUGGAGGACAUUAAGGGACUUGUCAUUAGGCUCCAAAUGUCCAACACAUUUUAUGAGUCAGUAGGCCAGAACUGGUUCACUUUGGACAGUGUUCAUAUCCACUACAACUGGACCCAUGAGGCUACUUUUAAUGCCACUGAAGUCUACGCUCCCGCUACCUACUCAUACCACUGCCAGCAUGUCAGCAGCCUACAGAAGUAUGACACCUUACUGGUACCCAGUUCCCACACAGAUAGCUCUGCGAACUGGCACAUCACUUUUACAGACUUCCAAAUCCAAGCCUUCAAUGUGCAAUCCAACAAAUUUGCCUCAGCCAGUGAUUGCGCAACGUUCUUUACGCCAGCCAUCCUGAUGGGACUCAUCACAUCUUUGAUUCUACUAUUGGUGUUGGCCUAUGCCCUCCACAUGGUAGUUCAUCUAAAGCACAUUGACCGAUAUGAAGAGCACAAGACCACUGUCUACUUCCCACGUAUGCCAGAAGCUGAACUACCUGACAAGAACAGUGUUUAGGGGCAGGGUUGCUACAAUGGCACCACCUAUGGACCAAGAGCAGCUCUGCAAAGGACCAGACAGGAACUCUUCUUAAUCUUGCCACUACUGAUUCUGAAUUGCUGCACUGCUCUCAGUCUUAGUCCUGCCUGCAAAUAAACUCACUUGGCUGUUGGUUAAGACUUGUGUUUCUUCAGGACAUGAUUCCUCAGGACUAGGACUGGGAAACCUAUAAAGAUGGUCCUGGACUUGUGCUGGACCAAAAAUGGACUUUGGGUAUACUUAGGGCAAACUGAACAAGUACUGGCAAAGUAUACUGUAGGAAUAAAGAAAAGUGAAUGAACAAACAAAGGAAAAUGAACAAAGAAAAGAAAAAGUGUGCCUGUGGCCCAGUUGUCACAAUACAAUAGAGGUUACUGAUGGGAAUAACAAAGAAAAACAUUUUGUGAUUGCCAAAGUUUGGCAAUUUUUUCAGCCUUGACAAAUCACUGACAGUAAAAAAAUGUGAAUAUGAAACAUGUAUAAAAAAGUAGAAAACAAACUGUAAAUAUGCAGCGCUUACAAACUCUACUGUAGUUUUUUAAGUAAUACAAGCACCACAUGUACAAUAGAUUCAGUUCUGUCUGCAAUCUCAAAAUAUGCAGUUAAUGAUGUAGUUGAAUAGCUCAUGGCUACUGGUUUAGAAUUUAACAGCCUACACAUACAAAACCUAUAUAAAACAUGCAUCAAGAACAUGUUUUUUUUUUCUUUUUUUGAACACAUAAAGUUGUAAUAAUUUCAGUGCAACAUUUCUUUUAAUAUAAACAUAUGUUUUAGGCCUAUUUAAACUUUUUCCUGAUUACUAGGUGGAAUGUAUUAGGUCUAAUAUAUGUACACUAAUUUUCAGCAAAUGCUGUGUAACUAUAGGGACAUCCUGCUAAAAGAAUAAAAGAAUGCUGUAUGAUAACUCAUUUAGGUGUGUACCCUAAGUAACAUAUCCAGUAAGCCUUUAUAUAUCUACAAGUAACAUCGGUAACUCACUGCAAUAACCCACAGCAUGUAAACAGCUAAUGCUUAAAAAAAUAUUUAGGGCGGCUCUGACACACAUGUGCAACUUGUUCUGUUUGUCCAAAUGAAAGCUUACGUACACAUUAAAGGUUCCAGUCAAUGUAGUUUGAAAAAUAAACAAUGAUCAGCUGAAAAAAAGUGUGUGCAUCAAUUUCCAGUCUUUAGAAUUUUCAUAUGUGGGUUUUGUUGGAUAUUGCAGUCAUUUUAAACAUGUGAGAAAUGUUUAAAUGUGAAACACCAAUGGAAAACUACCUGUAAGUGGUUAAUUGUGCAGAUCACACCAGGUCACUGGCUGCACUCAUUUGGUUCAGAGUUCCUGAUGUUUUCAUCGGGUAAAGGCAACCUCAUCCUCCGGCCUAUGUUUUUCCUCUCUGUCCUUUCUGCCAUCUGUUCUCCCCUCUCACCUCACACCAGGAGAAUGGCAAACCCCUCGCUGGGACAGUUUACCUACAGUAUCACCUCUGAACCGGAAACAUGCCUGUCUGCCGCCAAAAUGUGGAGACUCACUGCUACUGUUAAUUUGCCUAUUUGGUACACAUGUGGCUCAUUUAUAAAUUUACUGACCAGAGAUAAACUGCACUGCUUCCAAGCCCUUUUUAUUAUUCUUAUUCUUAUUUAUCCAGUCUUCAUUAUUAUUUAAAAUCUAAGGUGAUGGGAGAUUUCUCCCAAACCACUAGUUUUCUCCCCAAAACAAGCCAGCAGGUGAACUGAUAUCUGUAUAUUGCUCCUAAGAUGUGAAUACAGUAUGUGCCCUGUGCAUCCCAUUUAGUGUAUA
Messenger RNA from Clarias gariepinus (North African catfish), 2893 nucleotides. RefSeq names its product ATPase H+ transporting accessory protein 1 like b (gene atp6ap1lb). Bases 91 to 1092 code for a protein of 333 amino acids. The transcript is spliced from 7 exons. NCBI's taxonomy places the organism in Eukaryota, Metazoa, Chordata, Actinopteri, Siluriformes, Clariidae. Gene Ontology annotation, cellular component: proton-transporting V-type ATPase complex. The record is from RefSeq and is a predicted model, not a curated record.